This is a messenger RNA of Caenorhabditis remanei, 4887 nucleotides long. RefSeq lists its product as uncharacterized. The record is from RefSeq and is a predicted model, not a curated record. Gene Ontology annotation, molecular function: RNA-directed RNA polymerase activity. The transcript is spliced from 14 exons. Bases 1 to 4887 code for a protein of 1628 amino acids. Gene Ontology annotation, biological process: siRNA processing. NCBI's taxonomy places the organism in Eukaryota, Metazoa, Nematoda, Chromadorea, Rhabditida, Rhabditidae. Gene Ontology annotation, cellular component: nuclear RNA-directed RNA polymerase complex.
AUGUCAUCUAUAACAACAUCUUAUGUGAAAUUGGCCGUUGCCGGUAACAACGAAAACGGCCAAAAUUCGCAUAUCGACGGGCAAGAGAAACUGCUUGUCCAGUGCUUCAAAGAACACCGAAUAGAAGCGACGAUCGACGGGGAACGGCUGAAAGUUAGCGGGGAGUGUGAGGACCCGUUCUUUGAGACGACGUUUCAGAUCAAGUCCGGCAGCUAUGGAUUCACUGCCGAAUUCCUUAACGUUAUCUCACAAUUGACGUUUCAAAUGAAACAAAAGUUUGGCGGUCAAUCUGGAACUGUCAUACUACACCAUCCGGCACUUUUCGAUGAGCGUUUACACCAAUCCCACCGAAAUGUGCCUACAGAGAGCGUUCUUUUUGGAAACUUCUGGAACAAUGAGUUCUACGAUCAUUGGAAUAUUUGUUUCAACAAUCCGGCACCUAGAAGACCCCGAAACCAUCUCACAAUCCAUACCCAUUUCCAUUUCGACAGCCAGUCACCGGUGACCGUGGAGAUUACAGUAAAAGAGGCGGGGCAACAAGUGAAAUAUCGGAUAUCGAUUGAAGGGGAUUCGAUUCGACAACUUAUUGUAGAUCAAAAUGUAGAUCAAAACUAUGAUAGAUCAAAAAAACGCAUCUAUUUUGUGUUGAAGACACCGGUGACCAUCAAGAGGCUAGCGAUGGAUAAGAAAACCUACCCCGAGAGAGUGCUAGAAUUGCCAUCCGUCUCCUCUGAAAAAGUGUUGACUGAAAAUCGAGUGUUCUGCUUGCAAUUCGCCAACAACACUUUUGCUCUACACCAAUUGCAUACGAUACUCUCCAGGCUUCGCUGUAGAUGGGCGGUUCCUAUCGAGUUCGGACGGUUUUUCGAAAACAAUUUUGGAUUUCAAGCAGGUGGCCCCUAUAUUUUGGACAAUCCCUGGCAGGAUUCAAUGGGAUUUCAAAAUUUUAUGAAGGCGUUGUUCCCCACGCCACCAGAGGGUGCUGAGAGCAAGUUGACGGAUCGGGUUGAAGAGCGACGGUUUACGUACACUUAUUUGAUAGAGGCGUUGUUAUCAAGAGGCUCCGCGGUCAAAGAUCAACUACUAUUAGACCGUCAAAGAUGGCACGACUUCCUGAGUAUCAUCAAGGAACAUGUGAAUGAUGAUGAUGCGAAUGAAUCUUUUUAUCAGAGGCAUACUCUCUGCGAAUCAGCCCUCGAAGAUCUUCUAAACCACGUCGACAACCGUCCACGUCUCGGAGACCUUCUAAAAGUCUUCAAACGUCUAUGCCUCUCAAGAAGAGAAAGCAAACUGAGUAACCAAGUAUCUGAAGAAGAAUGGAGUCAAGGAUAUCGGAAAGUUCGUAAAGUUAUUCUAACACCCACCCGGAAGAUUUAUUUGGCACCGGAGCAAAUCAUGGCAAAUCGAGCGAUCCGCGGCGCGUGUCACGACGGAACCCGUAUCAUUCGAGCGACGCUUCGAGACGAUAACCUUCAGAAAAUGAGAUUCAAUCAGUUGGGAAAUUUGCAAGGGGAGAUUACACUUGGUCACCUGAGAGAUGGAUUCGGUAUCAUGGAACGCGCCUUCGGCUAUCUCGCUUCGUCAAACUCCCAGAUGCGAGAGGGCGGGGCGUAUUUCAUGGAGAGAUAUGAUGCGGAGCAGUUGGCGGAGUACAAAGAGGAACAUCCCGGAGAACCAGUACCCCACUCGUUUAAACCAAUGAUCAAAGAAUACUGGAACGUCCUCGGAAAAUUCGUAGACACUGGGAGUAUCCCCAAGGCCUUGGCGAGACUUGGGCAGUGCUUCACUCAAGCGAGACCUAUUGAUAACGUGUCGAUAUCCCCCACGGACUAUAAAAUGAUACCAGAUGUCAUUGGAGGGAAGAACACGGAAGGCAAACCGUAUAUGUACACAGAUGGUGUCGGAUGUAUUUCUGCAGGGCUCGCCGAGCAGAUCUUUGGGAGUCUAGGGAUCAAACACAUCCCCUGCGCCUUCCAGUUUCGAUUCCGCGGCUUCAAAGGGAUGUUGGCUAUCGAUCCUAAUAUCGAUCACACAGCGAACUACUGGGAGUCGCUAGGCUUACGGUAUCACAGAGUCAAAUGUCUCUUUCGAAAUAGUCAACUGAAAUUUGAGUCUUGUCAAGAAGAUGAGCAAAUCGAGAUGGUCAAAUGGUCCUGUCCGACACCAGUGACACUCAACAAGCCAUUCAUCAACAUUCUCGAUCAAGUAUCCGGUCUGCAAUCCCUGGAAUGUCAUAAACGAGUGAGUGGACGAGUUGAAGAGUUGCUAUCGAUGGAAAUGGAUAACUACUCGGCGGCCGUGGUGAAUGAGGAGAAAUGCCGGGAGGUGUUGGAGGGUAUGCCGAGGAGAAUUCAUUUCACGUCGAUGGAGAGGAAAAAUGGGUUCGUGCUCUCCACGGAGCCAUUCUUCCGAAGUCUUGUCAAGGCGUCUAUCGACUCGGCGAUGAGUCGACUUUUACGGAAACUUCAGAUUCCGAUACCUGGAAAUCUUGGAAGAUCGAUGUUCGGUAUUACGGAUGAGACUGGACAACUGCAGUAUGGACAAGUGUUUGUGAGGUACACGGAGAAUGUGAAUGACAAACACCCUUCGAGGCAUAAGAAGACGAUUACGUUGACAGGAAAAGUGCUAGUAACCAAGUUCCCGUCCCUCUGCGAAGGUGACGUCCGGAUGUACGAAGCCGUGGACAUCCCUGAACUCCACCAUCUUCAAGACGUCAUCGUGUUCCCCCAGACGGGUCCCCGUUCUCAACCCGACGAGAUGGCCGGUUCCGAUCUAGACGGCGAUGAGUACGCAUUGAUAUGGGACCCUCAACUGUUCUUCGAGAGGAAUCAGAAGGCAUUUGAAUACAGUUCGGAGAAACCCGACCAACAUUUCGCCGCCGAAGAAAUGGACGACGGUUUCCACUGGUUCUAUACGGAAUACGCGAAGCAAGAGGAUGUCGGCGUGACAUCAAUCAACCAUUUACACCAAUCCGAUCAGUUUGGUAUUAAUUCCGACGUGUGUCGAUCAAUAGCAAUCAAAAAUGGAAUGGCACUAGACUACGCGAAGUCAGGUGUCGCUCCGCCUCCUUUGACCAGUGUUUGGAGCUCUGAGGGACCGCCCGAAAGAUCGGAGAGACGACCGGAUUACGCGAACAAUCGAUAUAAUGGAAGUCCUUCUUAUCAAUCGUCACGUCUUCUAGGACAACUUUAUAGGGAGUUGAGAUGUGUGAAUGAUGUGUGUUCCGAGGACAGCAAACAAGUUCCAGUGGCUAUCGACCCACUGCUGACGUGGCAGGGGUGGGAGGAGUUUGUCGAUGGAGCGCACUUGCACAUGACGAGAUACAACGCAGAAGUUCGAUCGAUAAUGGACACGUACGGGGUGGCGACGGAGGCGGAGAUAUUUUCAGGGUGCUACCGAGAGAUACGGAAUAGACACUCGGAAAAAGAGCAAGAUGAUAUGAGCAUUUACAAUACGGAGAGUGUGAUAGAGACGCAGAUGACAAGGGUUUUUAGAAAGUAUCGAGAGCAGUUUUUCGAGGAAUUCGCUCCUGGAGACAAUGGUUAUAUGAGACUGACGGAAGUUGAGAAUCCAAGAAAUGAUGAAGAGGAGAAGGAUGUGUUGAGAAGGGUUUGCAGACAACCGACGGGUAGAAUGAUGGCCAAAGCGGUCGCCUAUUAUAGAGACUGUUAUACCGCCGCCCAAAACUCCGUAGACCGCCGACUCUCAUUUGCCUGGAUUGCAUACGACAUUCUAAACACCGUCAGAGGAAAGAAUCUAUUGAAUUCUUACGACAUGAUGCCAGUAACACGCCUCCCACAGUUUCAGGCAAUCUGCGAUCACAGAAAAACCUACAUAGACGAUGACAAGAAUACUCCCAAUAGCAAAACUAAACUUGGUGAAUUCAUCUCUCGACUCAUAUCCUCUGAAAAUCCAAUUGGCGAGCCUCUGGGAGAGCAAGAGAAACAAGCGAAAGAGAUAAUUAUGAUCUACGUUCGAAAAUAUUCAAAACUACACGAAUGUCUGUUUAUUAUUGAGCAAUGGGCAAGAGCAAAGGGAUUGUUGUCCGAUGCACCCCUCAAAUGGUAUCACCUCUCACUUCUUGUUAUUAUGGUGGCCACUAAUAAAUUGGGGUCAUUAAUUGAUGAUGAGAAUCCGACAGAUACCGAUACCGCGACGAUUAUCGAUUUUAUCAAACCUACCGAGUAUAUGAAUACAGUAACCCGAAAGCUGUCAGAAGGGGAUCUCGACCGUCUAACCCUCUCAUUCUUCCAUUAUCUGUCGACACGUGAAUUCCGACGUCUUCGGAUUCUGAAUUUCAGCACGAUCGGGCUGAAAAGUGUAUUCAUGAGAGGAGAAUGGAUGGGCUAUCAUACGGCGGCCACUCAGACAUAUUUCAAUAUUCUUCUGAAUCUGAGAAUCGAUGAACUUCCGAUUUCAACGGAGAGUUGUGUGGAGAGACGCAGUGAUAUCAGAGAGGGCGAUCCGUUUAUUCUCGAAUUACCAUAUGGAUUCGAUAGAGACAUUUUGCUGCAAAAAUUGAGAGAAAACUCGAAAUGUGUGGAGAUUCAGGGAAGAGUGGACGGGAAGCGCACUGAAGACAUUGAACGCAUCGUCAUCUCCUGCCGUGGAACAAUCGAGGCAAUCAAUGAACUUCGGGAUUUUGCUAUUAUUAAGCUCCCCCGCCACCAAUGGCAGCAGAACGAAUCGAUGUCAAAGGCACUCGCCCAUAUCGUGUAUCACAAGAUAAUGGGAAAGAAAUUUGUGGACAAAAAACCAAAAAAUAAUCAACAUCCUCAAUGGAGCGCAAAUUCUCGAGGUCCUCAACGUCAAUACUCGGCGCCCACUCAAAUCGGUCGUCGUCCACGUGGAGUACACCGCGGUCAGAGAUUUUAUUCAAAUCUGUAG